This is a messenger RNA of Dermacentor albipictus, 3079 nucleotides long. RefSeq names its product spire type actin nucleation factor (gene spir). Gene Ontology annotation, cellular component: cytoplasmic vesicle membrane; cell cortex. Gene Ontology annotation, biological process: cleavage furrow formation; actin nucleation; intracellular transport. Lineage: Eukaryota; Metazoa; Arthropoda; Arachnida; Ixodida; Ixodidae. Gene Ontology annotation, molecular function: actin binding. The record is from RefSeq and is a predicted model, not a curated record.
UGCAAUCCGCUCCCCUCGGCGGCCCGGCGCGGCAUUCAUUCAGAACGAAAUAUGGCGUCGGAGGAUGCGAACGCGCCGAAGUGUGAUCUUGAAGGCGAUGGCUGUGUCCGUUUGUCUUCGAUCCUUCAAGCCUUCGGUGCGCCCAUCCGCGAGGAGCAGGCCUGGGCCGUGUGCUACCAGACUUCUAAGUGCAUGUGCAAAGAGUGGACGGCGGACAACCGCGGAUGUUAUUGCCUGACAGACACCAGUCAGCUCAGGAUCCACAAGGAUGGGAGCGUACACAGCUCCACGGUGCGCGAAUUGGGUCCGGCGUCCACACGACCCAUUGCCACAAGCGAGUACAAGCUCGUGUGCAGCCUUGGCCUGGUACUGUUCCACGCGCUCGAAUAUGGGCUCCGACCGGACGAAGAGCACGUUCUGAGCCGCCCCUUCGAGAUGCUCCUGGACCGCAUGACGUCCGCCGACCCCGAGGCGAGCUCCGACGCCGAGCUGAGCUCGGACGACGACUCGGGCGAGGAGGACUGCCACGACGAAGGCAUCGAGAAGGACUCCGGCGAGGACGACCCGGGCGGCGGCGACGGUGGGGCGGGCAAAUCCCCGCACCGGGCGGGCCUGACGCUCGCCAAGGUGCUGGAGAUGUGCGCUUCCCACCUUCAAAACCCAACACAGGCUGAUUUACACUACAAGGCUGUUUGCCGUGCCCUAGUUGCAGAAGCUGUUGAGCUAUCAACAUUCCUACAAAAAAUAUCUAGUGGAACCAAAGAUUUUAUCAAGUGUCAUCGCACUGACCCAGAUACCUCAGAUCUUGAUGGCUUACAGUUUCAGGACUGGGCCAUGCUGUGGAUGCAGGUUAUUCGAGAACUUCGACAGGGUGUCAAAUUAAAGAAGGUUGAUGUUGAAACACACCUGCACCCUGUGGAGUAUGAGCUGACGCCUUACGAGAUGUUGCUGGAUGACAUCCGUUCACAGAGGUACAAGCUAAACAAAGUCAUGGUUAAUGGUGAUCUCCCACCUCGAGUAAAGAAAGAUGCCCACGCUUUAAUAUUGGAAUUUAUCCGCUCUAGGCCUCCACUGUUUCCUGUUUCAAGGCGAAAACUGAACCCUGCACCUCGGCGGGAAACAUCGGUACACGACAGGCUGAUGGCAGACAUACGGCAACCACAGAUGCUUCGACCAGUCAGGAAAAGGGGCAGUUCAAGCAAUUCUGGGCGUCGGGCCGCCCAAACCUCAGCCUGCUCGAUGUUGUUGCACCCCAGUGGCGCGCUGCUGUCCAUGGCCCGCAGUCUUCGGCGAGUCAUGGUGACACCGAGGCCUAUUCGCGCCGUUGUCUGCAUGCUGUCCGGAAUCGGCCGCAUUGGCGGCCGCCUGGGACGUAACGGAAAUCUGGCUCGGGCUCGCACCCGUGCAAUACCAGCGCUGCCAGACUGGCCCAUCUUCCGGAAGUGGCGCAACCCCAGUUCCUCGGUACAGCGGCGGAAGUUUCUUCCGUGGCACCGUGCGCUGUCCCGCUCUCCAAUGAGGUCCGCGGACGUCGCCGAGGGGCCUCCCGCCGCCGCCGCCGCCGCGUCCUCCUCCUCUCCGCCGCAGGGAGCGCAACGGGAGCGGCGCGAUCGCGCCGGCGACGCAGACGUGCGCCAGCCGCGGUACAGCGAGGUGCGCGCGUGUAGCCCCGACAGCAGCACUUGGUCGCUGUGGGCGGAGAUGAAGGAGCGCGGCGUCGAGUCGGACGAGGACGUCGGCCUCGGGCUCGACUUCGAAGAGGACGAUGACGAGUUCCGCAAGUGCAUCGAAGAUGACGUUCCAGUGGAGACAUCACGGACAAAACUGGAAGACACAGAUUCUACGCCCCAGCCUCGGAGGCGCCUCAUUAUGGCUGACAUCUCCCUCCACCUUUCUUCAAGCUUUGAUGAGGAUGACUUGGACGAAACUCCCACUUCUCCUGUGCCAGAGCAGCCUCAGUCAUUGCCCGUGCAGUUUCGCCGAACACCCCAACGGCCUACAAAACUGCAGUGGCAGCACAAGCAUGGAAGUGGAGAUAACCCCGAUGUCCCAACAACAGCAUUGUUGAAGCACAAGCUAGAGCGUCGACAUAGCAUCACUGUGUGUGAAUCACCAUCGAGGGCACCAUAUCGCAUAGCUCAGGAAAUGGUCCGACGCCCUGACAAAUUGGCACUUAAUGCACGUCAAGAGUCUGGGAAGGAAAACUGGACCACGACACAGUGGGAGAAUUCGAUGGAGUGUUUGUCCUUGACCCUGGAAGAAGUUGUUCACAUACGUAAUGUUCUAACAAAGGCAGAACUGGAGUCUCUUCUUGCCAAUAGGCCCCUUUAUGAAGAUGUUGAGAAGCGAAAAGUUUGCUUCACCUGCAAAAAGACAAAGUUCUCCUUCUUCAGACCAUGGGGAGUCAAGUGCAAGCUGUGCGAGAGAAAAAUCUGUGACAAAUGUUCUACCAAGAUGCACAUUCCAACAGACAGGUUUGACCGUAUACCUGUGUACAUGCUGUGCCCAACUGUAACAGAAGAGGAGUCACCAAAUCAUUCUCCACUUCCAGUGGCUUUUCAGUUUACCAGCGGGUCCGCACCAUCAUCCCCCAUUCUGAACAGGCCUGCCAGCGCCGCCUUCAAUACCAAGCUCAAUGUGACUGUCUAUGCACCACCAAGUACCGCACCACCACGGCCAAGGGUUCCCAAGCUUCGCCAUGCAUCCUCUGUGUGUAGUCCAAAAAUUGGCAGUUCGGAAGAUGUAGCAGACCAGGAGGCACUUACUCGCAGAGCACCUCUGCUACGUUCUCGCACUUUCCAGCACAAGGCCAGCUCUCCUCAAGAAGAGCGGUUGCGCGGCCCGCUUAUGACUGUCUGCCGGGACUGCAAGGGGAUGAUAAGGCAGAUCAUUCUGGCUAGCAGGACCGACAUGGCCAAGUCACAACGGAAGGCGUGCAAGCCGCCCUUGUGCGUCGUUUGUAAAAACUGAGAGCAGCAAAAGUUAUUCAGAGCCUGCAGAGAAAAAUGCAGUGCAAGGGGCACUGUUUUCUUUUUCUUUUGUGAAUAGUUCCUUUGCAGAUAAAGCAAUAGAAGUGUGA